Cololabis saira (Pacific saury) is the source of this 4553-nucleotide messenger RNA. It is a transcript of the gene ugt8, whose product is annotated as UDP glycosyltransferase 8. The transcript is spliced from 6 exons. Lineage: Eukaryota; Metazoa; Chordata; Actinopteri; Beloniformes; Belonidae. The coding region runs from base 212 to 1861 and encodes 549 amino acids. Gene Ontology annotation, molecular function: UDP-glycosyltransferase activity. The record is from RefSeq and is a predicted model, not a curated record.
UGAAAGGGACUGCCAGUUUCAUGCUUCCUCCGUCGUAUUCAAUUCCUGGGGAUUCAUUUUAUCAUUAUAGUCACCCACCCCCCUCCCCAAAGUCAAUAGCUUUUUUUUUUUUUUUUUUUUCUUCUCUGUCGACACUUUAAAUUGUGUCCAUUAAAAGUCAGGACUACUGCUGUUUCAACUUCCACUUUUCCAGACCCGCCAGUAUCAAGCCAUGUUACUACCAUCAUCACUCCUGGUCCUCCUUGGCCUCCUCACCUGGAGUUCCAGAGCAACAUGGGCCUCUAAAGUGAUUGUGGUCCCGCCUAUCAUGUUUGAAUCACACCUCUACAUCUUCAAGACUCUGGCAACGGCUUUAAGCCAAGAGGGCCACGAGACCCAUUUUCUAAUUUCAGAGGGUCGCGAGGUCUCGCCCUCUCCUCACUUCCAGUUGCAGCGCUAUCCAGGAAUCUUCAACAGCAGCACGGCUGACAGCUUUCUCCAAUCCAAAGUCAGCAACAUCUUCUCAGGCCGCCUGACAUUUCUUGAACUGUUUGACAUUCUUGACCACUACUCUCAGAACUGUGAUGCUGUCGUUGGCAAUGUUGAAGUAAUGAACCGUCUGAAAGAAGCCAAGUUUGAUCUGCUGCUAGUGGACCCCAAUGAAAUGUGUGGUUUUGUAAUCGCUCACAUCCUUGGCGUGAAAUAUGCUGUGUUCAGCACAGGCCUGUGGUACCCGGCAGAAGUGGGAGCCCCAGCGCCAUUAUCAUACGUACCCGAGUUCAACUCAUUGCUGACGGACCGCAUGUCCUUAAUGCAGAGGAUCGCAAACACAGCUGUUUACCUGGCACAACGCUUUGGAGUCCAUUACAUUGCAUUACCCAAAUACGACCGGAUUAUGAAGAAACAUGGAGUAACGCCUCACGCUGCAAUGGCUGACUUGGUGCAGGGGAGCCGGUUGUGGAUGCUGUGCACUGACAUGGCUCUGGAGUUCCCCAGGCCCACCCUCCCACAUGUGGUCUACAUAGGAGGCAUCCUCACGAAGCCCCCCAGCCCACUACCACAGGACUUCGAGGCAUGGGUGAAUGACUCGGCUGAGCAUGGCUUUGUUGUUGUGUCAUUCGGAGCUGGAGUCAAGUACCUUUCCCAUGACAUUGCUCACAAGCUGGCAGGAGCCCUCGCCAGGCUACCCCAGCGCAUUAUCUGGAGAUUUUCUGGUGUGCCACCCAGUAACCUCGGCAACAACACCAAGCUUGUUGAUUGGAUGCCUCAGAAUGACUUAUUGGGCCACGCUAACACGAGGGCGUUCCUGAGCCACGGGGGGCUGAACAGCAUCUAUGAAGCCAUGUACCACGGCGUGCCGGUGGUGGGCGUGCCUCUUUUUGGAGACCACUAUGACACUAUGACUCGUGUGGCAGCCAAAGGCAUGGGUGUCAUGCUACACUGGAAAUACAUGUCAGAGGAAGAUCUCUAUGUCGCCCUGACGAGCGUCAUCAAAGACAGCAGGUACCGCCAGCAAGCACGUCUCCUGUCCAGCAUUCACAAGGACCAGCCGGGCCACCCGGUGACCCGAGCCGUAUACUGGAUCAGCUACAUCCUCCGCCACAACGGCGCCAGCCACCUGCGCUCAGCUGUAUACAACGUGUCUCCUUUCCAGUACUUCCUGGUGGAUGUGAUCCUCAGCAUAGUGGCCGCCGUGGCUCUCACGGGCUUUGCGUUCCGUAGACUAGCGCGACUCCUGAGGGGGAAAGUCGGGGACCAAAGCCGAAGAGGCGUCACCAGGGACGACGGGAGCAUGACCAACGGACACUGCCAUAGCGAGACCAUAGCCAACGGGAAACACAAUCGCAACGGCUCCUUGAAAAUUGAAAAGAAGAUGAAUUAACGCUUUGAACGGCACGGAAGGGAAGAGGGAGAAGUUGCCCCUGAGGACACAGCUCUAGGUGUGGUUUUGUAGUUUAAUGAGAGCUUGGAGGGGAAAAAAAAAAAAUGUUCUUAGAUCUGCUUCAAGAGGCAACUGCUACUCAGAGCGAGCGUGAGGCUGUGGGAGGAUACAGAGCAAAGGCAUCGGGUGCUCCAAAUCUGUGUGUAUGUGUGGGUGAAUGUUUAUGUGUGCAACGAGGCAAAUUUAACAAAAAAGAAAACUAUAACAACUGCAGCUAAAGCAAAUACAGCACGACAGUGGGAAGCCUUCGAGGAUGAAACACAGGAAAGGCCCAUCGGAGGACGCUGUUUCUACGGGAACGCCACCUCUCCGGCGUGUUGUCCGUUGUCUUCCUGCCGUCUUCAACCAACGGAGGUGACGAUGAAGAGGGGGAAUGCUGAUCGCCAACCCCUCAUCCUCAGAGCAAAACCAGAAAACAAACAGCUUUAGAAAUAUUUAGAUUUUAAUGUUUUUAACUGCAAACUUCCAAGUGUCUGGUAAACUGUAAAUACAAGAUAGGUCUAUUUAUUGCUGUACAAAUGCAUUUUAAUGACAGAUCUUUUUAAGCUUAUCUUAAUUUAAACUUAUGUCAUCCAUGGGUCGAAUGACAGCAUGUUGGUAGAUGCGCUCUUCCUUUUCUUCCAAGUCCGUAUCCUGCAGGUCAAACAAACCAAACAUGUACUGUUAGUUAGGAGCAUUGAUUCAACAUGUGAUUGCAUUGGGCAGUGAGGCUCUCCCACUGUCUCCCGUCUCUCAUGGAAAGUGAGCUCUUUUUGGCAUAUCUGUGCGAAAAGGUGCUUAUAUCAAUAAUAUACGUUACAGUAAAGAUAACCAGUGAGGAUACUGUGGAUAGGCGGAGCCCUGUAGGGGUACGGGCUUUGGCUCGUCUCAGCGAUCAGGGACGAGCCGGAAGAUUAUAUAUUCAUGACUGUUACUUUUUUUAGUCCAAUUCUGCAUCCAUCAUCUAUUUAUUACAACUGUAAAGAUUCCUGCCGUUGCCAUUUCCAGUGCUAGACUUGACUUUCAUUCAUCUGUGAUUGAUUUGAUUAAUUAUUUGAUAAUGUAUGUAAUAAUUCUAACGUAUGUCGGCAAAAGUUUCAGGAAGCAACUCCCACAUAAUGUCUCACUCCUUUUCAUGUCUGUUUUUUUUUCAAUUUUUGCUGUUUAAGUCCGCGUCCAAACUGACGGACCUGAUGUAAUUUAUAUUAAUUUUGAGCAUGAAUGAUUCACAACCUCACAGGUGGCUUUUUAUAAUGCAAAUACACACGUGUGCAGUAUGCUUGAAUUCAAGAGUGCAUGUGUGCUUGUUACCGUUACAGCGCCUGAGUGUUUUAGAUCAUUAUACUGCUUUAGACUGAGUGUAUGGGAAAGCAGUUGAGAUAUGUUUUAGCCCAUCAAAAUAAAUGUACAGAAAUUUGAAUUGUUCCCUGAUAUCUACUCAUAACAAGUAAAGAGUUACCUUUUCUUUUCCUUGAACGAGGCAGUCAUUUUUUUUAACGUCAUUAUUUUAACCUUACUUUCCUUUCCUUAUCUGCCAUGUCUGUUAAUUUUCAAUAGAAAAAAAAAGAAGAAGGGUGUAAGCAGAAAGAAGGAAUGCCAUAGUUCAGAAAUAAAGGCGAACCCCACUACUUCUGCAGUUAAUUGUUUUGUGACAAAGUGACACUGAUCCCUGCAGUGGAAUUUUCUUUUCUCUCAGUUCUGCAGGCUCAAAGUACAGAGCUGCGAGGUCUGAACACUAGGCGGGGAUUAAGUAUCUUGCUCAUGGAUAUUUCAGAAAGCCAGGUGCUUGUGGACAUAAAAAUGUCAUGAACAUGUGUUUUGCAGGCCGCACACACAGAACAUCUGCUUUUUUAAACUCACCAACUGUUUUUUUUUUUUUUUACAUCCUUUACAAAGGAAUUGUUUACCGACUAAAUAAUUGCUUCCCAGGCAAAAAAAAAACAAAAGAGGAGGAAUAAUUGCAAAGAAAACAGAGCAAAUGUUCACUUACCUACUGAGACGUUUAAAACUUAACAUCGACAUGUUCUCAGUGUUCACAAAUCAUUUUUUUAAAGUGAAAAAAAAAAACCCCAAUCUCAUUACCUUUCUUUCUCUGUGAGCUGCGAUUACACUUGCACAGCACAACCCAGUGCUGCUGAAAAUGGAAACCAACAAAAGAUAAAAAUGAGAUGAUCUUACUCACAUCUGGAUCAUUAAAAUCAUCAAUAACAUCAGCCGGCGGCUAUAGCUGCUGUUUAGUUCGGCCUGCAGGUGCUACACAAGCUAUGAACAGGGUCUGAAGUGUAAAAAUGUUUAUGAAGAUUCAUCUACUUUUUGAUAUUUUUCAGUAUUAAUGUUUUUGGCCCGGUCUUUAAUGUCUCUAGCAUUUCUGCACGUGAUUUUACAGUCUGACCUGUCUUCAGUCUCGUGGUGUUUGUACGUCGUCAGCUUGAAUGUCGUCCUCAUCGGUGCGCUUGCUUCUUCCUGUUGUCCAGCUCAUGGAUUUAGUUUUUAUUUUGGUCUUUUUAUUCCUCCCUCCUCAAAUGUAUUAGCUCUCUGUAGUAACUCCAUUUGUUUAGAUUUUAUUUCACCUUAAUUGCGAAAUGAUACAAAGCCCUUGCUUUUUCUGUUAUGUGUCUAUGUUGUAAAUAGAUUGUAAACAAAAUACUAAUGC